UUUUUUGAAUUGUUACAUCAUUACAUCUUCAGCGGCGCGACGCAGACCGUCAAUGUUGAUCAGUGACCACCGCCAACGCAGCGCUGUCGCCGCCGGUUUCUUGCACUUGAGCCUGUUCGUACUUUCAGGUUGGUUUUCAUCCACCAUGCGUGCCAGUUUUUGCACCAGCCGAUUUCCGCACGUGAUUUCUGCCCCAGAAGGAUUAAAGGCGGAAAGCGCGAAUGAAUCCAGUUUGCGAGGUAGGGGUUGUUUUGGUGGGAUUUGGACGACGUCGUCGUCAACACCGGCGGAGCUGUGGUGCGCUCGCUAGGACUAAUUCAUUCAGUAUAAAACUCGGGAACUGUUCUUGGUUAGGCACAGUUCGAUUAGUUCUAUUGCUUUGACCACACCAAACAAAUUUUAGCAAAAUGGCAUUCAAGUUUGUGACCUUCCUCGCUCUGGUGGCCGUUGCCCGCGCCGGAGUCAUCGCUCCAGUUGCCUACUCGGCGCCUCUGGCCUAUGCCGCUCCGGUUACCAAGACCCUCGUUGCUGCUCCCCUCACGAAGACCAUCGUUGCCGAUGAGUACGACCCCAACCCACAGUACUCCUUCUCGUACGGAAUCUCCGAUGCUCUGACCGGUGACCAGAAGUCCCAGCAGGAAUCCCGCAGCGGAGAUGUCGUCCAUGGAUCUUACUCGCUGGUUGAUGCUGAUGGUUACAAGCGCACCGUUGACUACACUGCUGAUCCAAUCCACGGAUUCAACGCUGAAGUUCGUCGUGAACCUCUGGCCGUUAAGACCGUUGCUCCAGUUGUUGCUGCCAAGACCAUUGUUGCCCAACCCGCCUAUGCUGCCUACGCUGCUCCAGUUGCCAAGACCAUCUCGUACGCCGCCCCAGCUGUGACCAAGACCAUCGUCUCUCAGCCAGCUUAUGCCAGCUAUGCUGCUCCUCUGGCCACCAAGACCAUUGUGUCGCAGCCAGCCUAUGCUAGCUACGCAGCUCCCGCUUACUAUCACUAAGUGAUGAGACUGAUUGUUACCUAGAUUGAAUGCUUGUGACCUGCCUAAUUUAUUGCCAAUAGAAUACUGAAUAGAUAAAAGAUCAUCAAAAAAAUCUAAAUACUUUUUGUUUUGAUUUGUGAACGAAUCCGAAAUAUGUAU
Messenger RNA from Aedes albopictus (Asian tiger mosquito), 1139 nucleotides. Its product is annotated as cuticle protein-like. The transcript has 2 exons. The record is from RefSeq and is a predicted model, not a curated record. Gene Ontology annotation, cellular component: extracellular matrix. Bases 408 to 998 code for a protein of 196 amino acids. NCBI's taxonomy places the organism in Eukaryota, Metazoa, Arthropoda, Insecta, Diptera, Culicidae.